This is a messenger RNA of Salarias fasciatus (jewelled blenny), 1634 nucleotides long. RefSeq names its product mitochondrial carrier homolog 2 (gene mtch2). Gene Ontology annotation, biological process: positive regulation of apoptotic process. Gene Ontology annotation, cellular component: membrane; mitochondrion. The record is from RefSeq and is a predicted model, not a curated record. NCBI's taxonomy places the organism in Eukaryota, Metazoa, Chordata, Actinopteri, Blenniiformes, Blenniidae. The transcript is spliced from 13 exons. The coding region runs from base 63 to 968 and encodes 301 amino acids.
CCUCGCCGGCUUCCCGACGUAAGUUAAGAAGAGCCCUUCCUGUCUUCGCUGUAUCUGUAAAGAUGGCGGACACGUGCGGCCAGGUGAUCCUUGGCUCGGGGCUCACCGUCCUGUCCCACCCGCUCAUGUACAUCAAGGUCCUGAUCCAGGUGGGACACGAGCCGCUCCCUCCCACUCUGGGCAGGAACCUGUUUGGGAGGCAAGUCUAUCAGCUCCCUGGACUGUUUGCUUAUGCAAAACACAUCAUCAAAAUCGAUGGGAAAGCAGGUCUGUUCAAAGGGCUCGGGCCCCGGCUGUGUGCCGGCACCAUCGGCACUGUCGUCCACAGCAAAGUCGUGCAGAAAUGUCAGGAUCAAGACACACCUCAGGUUUUGGGCGGCCAGCAGAAGGCUGCAGAAGGCUCCCUACAGCACGUCGUUAACGAGACAACCAAAGAGAUGAUUGCUCGUUCCUGCGCCACCAUCGUCACACACCCCUUUCACGUGAUCACCUUGAGAUGCAUGGUCCAGUUCAUUGGGAGGGAAACAAAGUACAGUGGCGUGUUUGAUUCGAUUGUCACCGUGUACAGAGAAGAAGGCAUCCUGGGCUUCUUUGCUGGACUGAUCCCUCGCUUGCUGGGCGACGUCCUGGCUCUGUGGAUCUGUAACAUGUUGGCUCACGCGAUCAAUACCUACGCCAUCGAUGACUCGAUGAGUCACACCGGAGAACUGAAAAACUGCUCCCAGGCCGUGACGGGGUUCUUCGCCAGUAUGCUCACAUACCCCUUUGUUUUGGUUUCAAACCUUAUGGCAGUCAACAACUGCGGGCUGGCUGGAGGCCUGCCCCCCUAUGCAUCUGUUUAUCCCACCUGGGUGGACUGCUGGAGACAUCUAAGCAGAGAGGGCAACAUGAGCAGAGGCAACAGCCUGUUUUUCCGGAAGGUUCCAGUGGGAAAAAUGUACGCCGUUGAUCAGAAGCGGUUUUUUUAAGAAUAAAUCCAACAAGAGAACUGAGCUGAACAUAGUUGUGAUAAUAAAUACAUGUUUGCCUGAUCCGGUCGGCAUUUUUCUUUCUUUCUUUUUUGUAUGCUCUUGUUUACAAUGAGUUCUUUUUUCGUUUUGUUUUUUCAACAACCUGCCCUCAUGUGAAAUAAAAAAGAAAACAAAUUAAUAAUAAUAAUAAAAAAACCUUUAGUUUCCAAUUAAUUUCAGCAGGUUUUGUUUGAUUAACAGAAAUUGGCCGCAGCAGUUGUAAAGAGCCAUGUGUACAGACAGUGAAGGUAGGAUGGCUCGUGUUGUUGGAGCCGUUGUGUGUAGGUGAACCCCCCCCCCCCACGUCGUGUUGCUCAUGAACUCCCCUAACGCGAUGGGACGCCUCCGUCUGCAUGUGGUAACGACCUGUGCUUCACAUUCAUGAAUCCGUGGGACCGCUCUCCAUGUGACCGUGUCUUUGAUGUUAGUUAUUGUGAACGGGUGUGUGUGUGUGUGUGUGUGAUGCAGUAAAGGAGGAGGAGGGGGGGUUGCAGGUUUGUUUGGGAGAAUGUGUGGAUGUGCAGAGGCAUGAAAAAGAGCUUGAGCUGACUAAAACUGAUCAGUCUAAAGUGCUUGUAUGAAGUCAUUCUGAUUGACCCAAAUAAACAGACGUUUUUGACCUUG